GUGCAGUCGGCUCCAGGUGAACAUUUAUGGAUCGACACCAACGCGUCUGGAGACCUGUGUUACGUACCUGAACCAGAAUGCUGUAAACCAACAACCGAAGAAAAGAGAAACAAUUCUCAAUGCUCUUUAAGGCGCUAUAGCACAGUCAAGACUCACAUCAGAAGCAGAGUGUCUGACAUACUGGAUCUGGAGAGUCAACGGCAAGAAUGUACACUCAAUGCCUGUACUACGCAUAAAAGUGUCGUAAUCACGCAGACAGCCCACAAUGGCAAGCAAACACAAGUCACUGACUUUGAUCCUAAGGAGUUCCAGUCCAGUAACAGCCUUGGUGGAUUGAGGAAAGCAGAUCCGUCACUUGAUUGCUGUUUACACGUUACGCUAACUAUCCUUCACUCUAAAACCACCUUCGAUCAUACAUUAGAUCCGGUGGAAAAAAGAAGUGCACUGUGUGUCGCAUUACUUGUCACGUCAAAUGCAUGGACUCGGUAG
Opisthorchis viverrini is the source of this 489-nucleotide messenger RNA. RefSeq lists its product as hypothetical. NCBI's taxonomy places the organism in Eukaryota, Metazoa, Platyhelminthes, Trematoda, Opisthorchiida, Opisthorchiidae. The transcript is spliced from 4 exons. The record is from RefSeq and is a predicted model, not a curated record. The annotation marks the transcript as partial.